AUGCCGGCGGUGCCUACACCGCUGGCCGGGGGCGGCCACGAUGUUAUUAUGCAUGAAGACACGGUGACCGGACAAAGGCGACCCCCGACCGAGACCUCCUCGCCAAACCCUAAGGGCAAACGAGAGGCGCAGCAGUCCAAGAAAAGGGUGAAACAAACGGUUCCGAUACCAGGUGAAUCCAGUCAGGCAGGGGGAUCGGCGGAGAAGGUUGGAGCUGAUAGGCAACAAACGAUACCCCCGGCCGGUACCAAAACCCCGGCAUGGGGGGAUGGGAAAGGGGCGGCGAGACGGCUUUUCAGCGAGGCGCCUCGGUCUGAGAUGUGGUACAUUGCAGAUUCGGACUCUGAAGAUGUGAUGGCCAGCAUACGUGAGGAUGGUUUGGAGCAUGAUGGCGAAGGCGAGGGUGAUCCUAAGUGCCCGGCUAUUCAUUACACCGCGGCGGAAGAGAGAAUGUUCUGUCGUCAAUGGAGAUCAGCCCUUGUGGUGAAGGCGCUAGGGCGAACAGUCUCAUACACGAUGAUGCUGAAGCGUUUGCAGAGCAUUUGGGAGAAGGCGGGAUCGAUUCAAGUAACGUCGGUUAAAAAAGGCUACUUCCUCGUUCGUUUCACGAGUGGGAUAGACUAUGAGAGAGCUUUAACAGGUGGACCGUGGCUAGUGGGUGAUAACUACUUAACCGUACACCCAUGGACGAAGGACUUUAAUCCAUACGAACAUGAGAUUUCGUCGACCCUUGUUUGGGCUAGACUGUUGGAGCUGCCGAUCCACUAUUUCCACCCGGUGGCGGUAAUGAGGAUUGGAGAACGUAUAGGGAAACCCAUGCGGGUAGACCAUGCAACACUGUCGGGGGCGCGAAGCGACUACGCCCGAGUUUGCGUCCAAGUUGAUUUAACUCGACCUUUGUUAUCCCAAUUUACUAUCCACGGGAAGAAGUACUUCAUUCAAUAUGAGGGGCUUGACAAAAUAUGUUUGCAGUGUGGUACGUAUUUCGAGUGCAUUCGGUGCUCUUGCAUGGGGAGGAAUGAGGAAAUGGAGGUGGAGGAACCCGCUGCUACCCCUACAAGGACUGAGCCUAAGCAACCAGAUACAGUGUAUGGGGAGUGGAUGAUCGCUAAGAAGAAGCGAGGUCUCGCAGGCCGACCUCAGAGCCGGAAAGGGGACGCCAAGAAAAGCGGAGAGAUCAGGUACAAGAGAGGGAAAGACAAAAUGGGUCUCGAUUUAAUGUACAGGAGGUGGAAGAGAUAG
This is a messenger RNA of Linum trigynum, 1242 nucleotides long. Lineage: Eukaryota; Viridiplantae; Streptophyta; Magnoliopsida; Malpighiales; Linaceae. The record is from the annotation of a GenBank genome assembly.